AUGUGCUGGUUGUUAAUCGUGCUCGUUGUUACUGUCAAUACUGCUGCAAGUCAGAGUUCAAAUUGUCCAAAUCGACAAUUGAUAGAACAAUCUCUCGAGAAAGUUCACAUUCCAGGCGCCGCAAUCGUUGUAGUCAAUGCUACUCAUAUACUUUACGAGCAAGCAUUUGGCUAUCAGUCUUUAGCACCAGCACAACCUAUGAAUAUUGACAAAUCUAUUUUUCCUAUUGCUUCUAUCUCGAAAACAUUCAUUGCUGCUGCUGCUGUCAUGCAACUUGUCGAUCUUGAUACAGAUAUCAAUCAAUACUUGUCGGAACUUGACAAAAACAUCUUCCAUCCACGCUAUCCUUCUCAUUCAAUCACUCUACGUAAAUUACUGUCACACUCAGCUUUGAUUGCUGUCAGUUCUCAAGUACAAGAUACCUAUUAUCGACCAGGUGAUACAGCAUUCGUAGAAUCGUUAGCUGAUAUGGUUUUCACGUAUGUAAAUCCAAAUACAUCAUACUGGUUGCCAAAACCAUCAGGUAGUGCAACAUGGUAUUCAAAUGAAGGUGCUGCUCUCGCUACAUUGGUUGUCGAACGAAUAGCGAGAAUAUCCUAUAUUGAUUAUAUCAAAGAAAACAUUUUCAGACCUUUGGGUGUCAAUAUCAGCAAUAUCGGUGUGCACCUUGCUGACUUUGCCAGUACAGAAGAUUUUGUGAAACAUUAUGCCUAUGCGUUCAUACAUCCUAUCUCGAAGGAUGAAACCAAGAAAUACCACAGUUGA
Rotaria sp. Silwood2 is the source of this 765-nucleotide messenger RNA. NCBI's taxonomy places the organism in Eukaryota, Metazoa, Rotifera, Eurotatoria, Philodinida, Philodinidae. The record is from the annotation of a GenBank genome assembly.